AUGACAAUGAGAGAGAAGAAGCGGCAGGCCCCCUCAGCAGAUCCUUCCGACGCAGCAGCGAGGAUACGCAACAACCAGCGGCGGUCUAGAGCCCGCCACCGCGAGUUCGUCAACGAACUGAAAGCCAAAAUCCGCGAGUAUGAGCAGCAGGGAGUCCAGGCUACUCUAGAGAUGCGCCAAGCAGCCCGCAAGGUUGCGCUCGAGAAUGCUCGGCUCCGGUCCCUCCUCGCCUCCUGCGGGGUCUCGGCCGCGCAAGUCGACCACUACCUGGCCUCCUUCGAUGAUCGGGAGUCGGGGAACUUGCCGAUGCCGACCCUGACGCCGCAAACGUCCAACGCAGGCCCGCUGCCUCUCGCGACGGACUCGCGUUGGUUGCACCUGGACCGCGACUGGCACACCGGCGCAUCGGCGUCCGCGCUGGACACGCUUGCUGUUGCUGCGGAUGCAAGCAUGCGGCAAACAUGCUGCGGGCCUACUACAAACCGGUGUUCUCCCGCCAAUGGGGAAGAUGUGCAGGGAAACGAGGGAGGGCCGUCUCCAUGGAACGUACCGGCGACGGCGUCGGCGUCACCCAGUCCAAGUACACCCCUGGAGAUGUCGUGCACCGCUGCUGCCCAAAUCAUGGCCAGCAUGUACAGAGAUGGAAACAAGGAGCUCGCGAAACAGGCCCUGGGAUGCUCUGAUUCCGAGGAGUGUCUUGUCAAGAACACCCUUGUGUUCCAACUUCUGGACAGUGCAGAAACGGGUUGA
Thermothielavioides terrestris NRRL 8126 is the source of this 750-nucleotide messenger RNA. RefSeq lists its product as uncharacterized. Bases 1 to 750 code for a protein of 249 amino acids. The record is from RefSeq and is a predicted model, not a curated record. The transcript is spliced from 2 exons. Lineage: Eukaryota; Fungi; Ascomycota; Sordariomycetes; Sordariales; Chaetomiaceae.